GAGAACAUUUUCAUCACCCCAAAGAAGUAUCCUGCACCCGUUCGUGGGUUCCAUUCACCGUGAUCUUCCAGUCUUAGACUUACUGUCUAAGUAGUAGACUAGUCUACUUUCUAUAAAUCGGUCAAUUUGGAAUUUGAUAUAAAUAGACUCAUUCGACAUGUGGUCAACAGAUAAACGGAAGCAUAUUUAAAGUUCUGAAUUUUAUUUAUGUAUUCAUGAGAGACACAGAGGCAGAGACAUAGGCGGAGGGAGUGGGACUUGAUCCAGGACCCCAGGAUCACAACUUGAGCCAAAGGCAGUCACUCAACCACUGAACCACCCAGCAGGACUAUGGCGACCCAGGAAGCCACUCCAGGCAGCCAGUCAGAGGAGAGCAGUGUGUUGGACUUGCCAUCGGUUUAUGACAUAAGAGAUUACAUUCUGCAGAGACCCCAGCAGGAGGCCGGCAGCGAGGCUUUCAGCUCAGAGGAAGCGCUUUCUAUUCCUUGCUCUUCUGAUGUGGAUUCAGACACCAGUAACCUCAAUACUGAACAACAUGAUUCCGGGACCUCUGAGAACUUCUGGCUUGACCCUUCUGUGCAGGGCCAAACGGAGACCAAAGCAGAGGAUGACGGGCUUCGGAAAUCCCUGGAUAGAUUCUAUGAAAUGUUUGACCAUCCACACCCAGCUGCUAGAAACCCACUCUCCACAUCGGUCUGCCAGUGCCUGUCUCAGAAAAUCAACGAACUGAAGGGCCAGGAGAGCCAAAAGUAUGCCCUUUGCAGUUUUCAGAUGGCCAGGGUCAUCUUCAGCCGGGAUGGCUGCUCGGUCUUACAGAGGCAUUCCAAGGACGCCCACUUCUACCCAGUGGGAGAAGGAAGUGUGCUUCUGGAGGACGAAAAGCCCACCCCGGGACUUUCAAAAGACAUCAUUCAUUUCCUCUUGCAGCAGAACGUGAUGAAAGACCUCUAAGUAGCCCCCCUCCCCCCUCCCCCACCGUGGUAAGAGCAGGAAGUGUGGAGGGUGCCCUGUGGCCGAUGCUAUGGGUGCACCACUCAUAUCCCCUAGGGCCUCUCCAGCCAGCCCUGUGUGUCCAGCCCCCGGGGAGCCAGUUGGGCCAGUAGCGUUUGUGGACUUUAUAGAUCCUAUGUCCACACUACCUCCCACCCCACCCUACCCGUCCCUUUGACUUCAGGCCACUGACUGGCUGGGAGCCCAAAAGCACAGCUUCCUUGCCCCAAGGAAGGAAGGAGGUGCUCUGAGGCAUAAUUUACUCUCCAGAGCUCCCCUCUGGAUCAGGCCAAGACUGAGACUUCCCACGAUAUCACACCUGGCUCAGCCUCUUCUGUCUCCCUGUCCUCCUUCUGCUCACCUACUGGUGUCUCCUGGAAGCCUUUCCUUAAAAAAGUUCUUGUACCUGAAUCCUUGACUCAGAGUCUACUUCUUGGGAGAACCCAACCUAUCAGAACAGGCUUUCUCAUUAGAUGAGCUUUUUGAAGGAUUUAAAGCUCUGUGCCAAAUCAAGUAGAAGAGUCAUACCAAGUUGUAAAACUGAGAUCAUGUGAUUGGGAAUGUAUCUCCCAAAAUAAUCUAAAGAUUUAAAUACGGUUUAAAAUGCAUCACAUGUUAAUCAUACCCUUGCCUCUCCAAAGCCAGAAUUCCCUGUUUUAUAAUCCUAGCAGGGUGUGGAAGGAACAUUUGGACCCUUUAAAAUAAAGCUAAAAUUUGCAAAUUAAAAAAAAAGAAGAAGAAGAAAGAAAGCCUCUUUGUCUCCACCAGAUUGCAAAUGUGAAAGGUGUGAAGAAAACAAAUAUGCACCACCGCCCAAAGUCUGUAGGCUCAAUCAGCCAUGCUAGGCUGAGGAGACACGGCCUUGGCAGGCCUGGAGGAAGAGAAAGAGGAUCCUUUGCCCAAGUGGGCUCCUUCCUAUCAUUUUUGCCUUCUUCCUGCCUGCUGCCAGCACCCUCUGUCACCCUCUGAACAGGUGGCCCCUCACCCCUGUCCUGUCCUUGCUUGGCCGGGCAGUGGCUUUAAAUAACUGGGAAACGAACAAGGGGUGGUGGAAAGG
Molecule: messenger RNA, 2047 nt
Organism: Nyctereutes procyonoides (raccoon dog)
Lineage: Eukaryota; Metazoa; Chordata; Mammalia; Carnivora; Canidae
Gene: SHLD1
Product: shieldin complex subunit 1
Exons: 4
Coding region: 331-951 (206 amino acids)
Biological process (GO): positive regulation of double-strand break repair via nonhomologous end joining; negative regulation of double-strand break repair via homologous recombination; positive regulation of isotype switching
Cellular component (GO): site of double-strand break
Source: RefSeq, a predicted model, not a curated record